Ciona intestinalis (vase tunicate) is the source of this 5333-nucleotide messenger RNA. Lineage: Eukaryota; Metazoa; Chordata; Ascidiacea; Phlebobranchia; Cionidae. The record is from RefSeq and is a predicted model, not a curated record.
UUCAGUUGGAGAUUGGAGGCAAAGCUGAGGGUGGGGGUUUAUUUGUUGGGGAUGUCGUUCAUAGUAUUAAUAACGUUUUACUCAAUGGGAUGAGGGAUGAAGCAAUACAACUUGUGAAAGCUUCCCAACAAAACCUUGUGAUGGAGAUUGAAAGGGGUAUACCACCUGCUCACCCCUCGUACCCCCUACGUCAUGAAAGACACGGUUAUUACAUCACCAAACCUAGUUAUACGUAUCAAGAGGCACCCCGACGUACAAUCGAAAACGAAUACGAUUCGUCAAGAGACGAGCUCGUGACGUCACAAUCGUCACUUCACCGUUUUGAUGAUGAUUACACGACACCUGAUGUCGCUACAACCCAAGCUCCUUAUCCACCAAGUGGUAGGAACGAGCGACUAGAACAACCCAGCACUUCUGACGUCACACAAGGACCGCCAGUCAAACUACGAGCUCGAAAGGCUAGGGACAGAGGGGUUCCCACUGAACGACCGAGAUCGUGGCAUGCAUCAAAACAUCCCGAUGAUACAACAUAUAUGCAUGACGAUCGUAAGAACAUGAGAUCACCCGGCUACCCUGGUAGUCCCGCAUCACAACCAAGAUUCCACCUUCUAUCUCAACCACAACGGAGGUCUAAGGGCUGGUACGAGUCAGGAGAUUUGAAAUCAGCGAUUCGGGGCGAUGUGAACGGGUCAAAAGAUUCUCUCAUAUCAGAACACUCGCAACAUUCUUAUCGCAGCGGUCGGUUGAGCGUCUCAAGCUCCAGAAGUUCCGGCACAAUGUCUAGCUCGCGUGGAAGCUUAGAUAACUUGGAUAAACCGCAUCGAGCGGAUAUCGGCUCCAACCGAGCAACGAGUAAGCGAAAAUCUCCGUCAAAACCCGUCGCUGGUAUUGUGACACAGCAGAAAAACGUUUUCGAGAAACUUUCGCAUCAUCCUCCGUAUGAAGAAGGCGGUCGAGUUCCGGAUGCGGGAAGAAGUAGUCUCGCAAGGAAGUCACCGUUCCACGAUAAUGAGCCUCGUUAUAGCAGGGGUGAAAAAGGUGACGAAACUUUAACAUCGCCCCCUCAUGCUCGUAGCGGGGGUGAAGGGUUGGAAAUGGAGAAUUUACCGGAGUUUAAAUAUUGUGAUGCGAAAAUCGUGAAAACCAAUCAUACUCGUGAUGUACCUGACCCUCCUGCCCGUGAUAUAUCAAGCGUGCAAGCCAUGAAGAAUUAUCAUGCGAGAAGUCAUGUGAUGCAGGACGACCAACACACUUCCACCCACAAUUUACCAUCAAGUGAAAAAACGAGACAAGAGCGAGUGUUUGGUGUUAUGUCCGUUGGUAAUUCACGUAACGUGGUGACCACAAGCGUUACCGUGUCGCCUAACAGUGAAAAACACGACAUAGAACGAUCGCCAACGUAUCAACAUUUAAGAGACGCGACAAGUUAUUCGGAAAUUGCGACACCGGAUCAAAAAGUUCAAACAACAGGGGAGUAUGACAGGUCCCCAGAACACGCUCGUAGUGGUUCAAACGAACUAUCUGACCAGUCUGACCCUUUCAAGGGAAAGCACAAAUAUGGGGUGAUUUGGAAGACACCCCAAACGCAUCGUCGAACUAAAUCUUCCGAUUUUAGCAGUGUUUUACAAAACUGGUCAUCGCAAAACCAGCAGCCGAAGUUAUCAGUUAGCAAAUCUAAGGACGACAUUGUAAAUGUUGACCAAGCUGAAGACUGGAAUAAGAACGUCCACAAAGAACCUAAUGUUGCAACAAACGACAAUCUCCCUUCUAUUCUACGUUCCUUACAACAUUCCAGUGUUGGCCAGCGACAAUAUAAAGAACUUGAACCGAAAACGAGCGAGAAUUAUGAACUACUAUGGUUUUCUGAAAGUCCGAGGCCUUCUGUUGAACCAGCUGUCCAAAAUAAAGUGGAAUCUGGAAAGAGGGACAGCAGGAACUGGCCCACUGGUUACAAGGAGGUUGAUCUUGAUAAUCAAGACGACGCGUUUGGAGCCCCAGAUGAAACGUAUUGUAAUAAUAUUAAAGACAUGUCGCGCAAGGUGCUACGAGUGACUUCAUUCACACGGAAAGACUUGACAGCUUCCCCAUCUUACCAGUCAUUUGAAGAUAAACGAAAGCACUUUCUGUUCCCGACACAAAAACAAUCUCACCCAGCUGUAAUACAUUCCAGAUCCCGUUCCCAUGGCAACGAGAUUGAUGAAACCAGUCCGCAGAUCACAAGCAGAUGUGCCGACAAUAAAACGCCGAAUGAAACGAGGCCUCGUCCAAAAUCUGCGGGCGUUCGUGCUAAGCAUGCCCCCGCACACCGCACCACUCCACCCUGUCCUACUUAUUACAGUAGGAAGUCCGAAUCUUUGCCACGUAAUUUGUUGCCAAGUUACACAUCCGAUGAAUCAAGUUCACCAAAUAUGGUGCUUUCGCCACAAAAUCGGAGAAUUUCGAUCGACGUUAAACCUGAGUUGACACCGAUAAAUGCAGGGAAAGACAUUGAAAAGCGGAAAGCAGUUUUUGAAUAUAUUUCCAAAGCUAAACGUGGGGGCGAAAGCAACCAGCUUGGAGCAUCUUACGUUUCCUCAACGAGUCUUUUCACAUCACAUAGCGAUGAAACAGAUAAACAUCGGACCAGGGACAGCGUGGAUAUGAGUGAGAAUAGAAAACCGAGUAGCAGCCACCGUUCCACCCCCCAGCCAUAUAUGGAACACAUUGGUAGCGUGAGGAAGAAAAGUAACUUCAAGGAAACACGCGCAAAGUUUGACAGAAUCCCGAGAACAAAAUCGACUUCAUCUUUAUUGGAGGAGAUUGAUGAACCUCGUAAGAGGAGCCGAUCCUCCGUGAACAUCCAUGAACAACACGCCAACAUCCAUGACACAGAUGAUGCGUUGAACGCGACAGGUGCCCCAGUUAUAACAAGCGAACACAGCAAUAGUGAGGAGCUUCACAAACCAACCCCUGAGGAUGAGCGUCUACCUCUGAUGGAAAAGAUCAAAGCUCCUCCUCGAAGACAUCCAAGACAUAGAUAUUCUAACAGCAGCAGUGCAUCAUCGGCCACCACCAUCAGCACUUUAUCAUCUUUCUCUUCAACAUCGUCAACUUCUAUCGGGAAGAUGGCUGCGUUGGGGGAAGAACAUUUCCCACCACCACAUGAAGCAACGGGAACCGCUGCUUCUGUACUUUCCUCCGAUGUUUGCAACAAAUCAUCAGAUCCAAUAAUUACUUCCAAGCAGCCCGAUGUAAAAGUUACCGUGAUCGACACAAAAGUACUAAAUACUGAACCAACAGUCGCAGAAAAUGAGCCAAAAGUUCCAGAUAAUGAACCCAAGGUUGAACCCAAGGAGUCGGAAAACGAAGUAAUAGUUUUGGAAACAAUCCCAAAGCUUCCAAAAACCGAAACUGAACUUUUAAAGGACGAUUCAAAAACUGUUCCCGUACAAAAAAGCUCAAAAAAAUCUUCCCUGGCAAUUGACACCGGCACUUAUAGAGUCGUACGAGGAAAAAAGAAAACAAAAGAUGAGAAAAAGAUUCGCUCUUCUCUCGAACUGCAAAUUAAUUCUCCCGUAAAGUCCCCCGAAGAUGAUGAGAAAGUAGUCACAAAAGUCCGGUCUUCUUCAUCUAAUCGUAUCAUCACCCCAAGCCACAAGCUCCCCCCACCCCCACCCCCACCUCCUAAACAAGUGGAUGAAAAAACUGAAAAACUUAUUCGAAGAUUUUCCGAGCGCAGGAGAUCCCAGCACUUUCCCCCUCCCCCUCAUUUACCCGGCAAACCUCCAACAAAUGUCAUAGAAUUAUUGGAUGAAGAAUUGAAAGAAACCGCAACAACAGAUGCAACAGUGACGUCACAAACGCUACCUGUUGCCCAUAGCAACGGUAUUUCUACCCCACCAACCAUAGACACCUACAAUGAAGUUACAUACUUGUUAGACACUGAUUCCGACUCCAGUGCGACACCUAGCGAUAGGAAAACCGACGGAUAUGAAAACGUUCACGCCGUCGGGGAACGCAAGGAUUAUGAGAAUGUAUUUACAAUCGAAGCUCCACCGGAAGAUGGCGGUAAAGAGCAGGCUGAGAAGUCUCCGGUUAAGGUAACCCCCGAAGUCUCCCAAGAACCCUUGUUACCCGAUGUAACAUUAUUACCCGAAGCCCCCCCUGCUAUUAAUGACCAACAUUCCUAUUUAACAACGAAGAUAAUGAAUGGUGAUAAGAAGCUUGCACAGUUCCUAACAGCAAGCAACACAAAAUCCUUCAUAAAAGGAAUUCUUCCAACGAACGAAAUCGCUGACGAGGGAAUGAGAUACCGUAGAAGGAAAGCCCAACAAAGCUAUGUUCAAAUAACUGAUAGCAAGAAUAACGACACGCUGCCCGCAUCAUCUAAUUAUUACAAGACCUCAGCUUCAAAAGCAAAGAUCUUAAACUUAAUCAAAGAAAAGAUUGCGGACGGUGAGAUCUCAUCGGAGGAAGAUCAAGACAACGUGGAAGACAUCAACUCGAAGAAGAUGGAACUCGUGUUAAGCAUCAAGACAAAGCUGGAUGAACUUGACAGCAUGAAAGAUUUACUUCAAGUUGAAAUGCGCGAGAAUGAAAGCUUGGGAAGACAGGUCCUUAAGAGUGUACAAGAUGUUUGCACGGAUCGUGAAGAGGAAAAAUACAACAGCUUUGUUCAUGAUGUUGAUAUGAUCAUCAAUCUGCUUCUCUCACUGUCAGGGAGGAUGGCGCGCGUGGAGAACACGAUACAGAUGUUACAUCCGGACACUGAGGACCAAGAACGGGAACAGCUUGUUGAGAAACGACGCAAGUUAUCGGAUCAACACGAAGAAGCGAAGCAAUUGAAAGCAAACAUCGAUCGUCGGCAGAAAACUGUGUCGGAAAUUCUCGCUGGUUAUUUUAAUCAAGAACAGUUUGCAGAUUACGAACAUUACAUCAAGAUGAAGUCGGCACUUAUAAUGGAGCAAAGGGAACUUGAUGAUAAAGCGAAGUUAGGCGACGAACAGAUGCAUGAUUUGAUGGAGAGUUUGCCUGACGACUUGCAACAGAAACUACAAUCGCUUAUGAACGAAUGAGAAUUUGAACCGAGUUGAUUUCGGUUUUGGUCGCCAACUAUAUAGUGUUUAUUAAUGGGUUUAAAAUUCCUUGCUUUUUAAAAUCGUAUACUUUGAACAUACAUUGUAUAUCUGUUAUUGUUACUGGGCCUUUGAAUCUUAUGUUUUUUUUUGUUAAUUUUAAGUCAUUUUUAUUCUUUCUAUUCCUGUUUAACUGCCAGCCUUACACCGGUGGGAUGCUACACUUGUAUUCUGUUCCAUGCGGCCAAAGUAAUAAAAUAGCUUACUAGUUCAACAUGA